This is a messenger RNA of Sphaerodactylus townsendi, 2305 nucleotides long. It is a transcript of the gene FERMT2, whose product is annotated as FERM domain containing kindlin 2. The record is from RefSeq and is a predicted model, not a curated record. Gene Ontology annotation, molecular function: integrin binding. Gene Ontology annotation, biological process: integrin-mediated signaling pathway; cell-matrix adhesion. Lineage: Eukaryota; Metazoa; Chordata; Lepidosauria; Squamata; Sphaerodactylidae. Gene Ontology annotation, cellular component: extrinsic component of cytoplasmic side of plasma membrane; focal adhesion. The transcript has 16 exons.
UCCUCCCUCAGGCCGGCCGAGGCAGGCCGCGGCGGGGGAGUCCCGGAUGUUGGCCCCGCUCCCAGCGCCGCCGCCGCCGCCGCCGCCGUCCUUGGCUGCCACAGAAGCCCCGCCUCCCGCCCCGCCCCUCAGCCCCCUCAGGCCGCGCCGGGGGUGGGGAGGGAAGGCGGGCGGCUGAGCAGGGGGGCGGCGGCAGCAGCAGAAGAGGCCGCAGCUCCCGUCCUGGCGGCGUCCUGAGCGGAGGGGCGAGCGGCGCCUCCAUCGCUGUUCCGAGCGGCGGGCGGAGAGGAAGGAAGAACCAUGGCUCUGGACGGUAUACGGAUGCCAGAUGGCUGCUACGCGGACGGGACCUGGGAGCUGAACGUCCAUGUCACGGACAUGAACAGAGAUGUCACUCUGAGGGUCACGGGGGAAGUCCACAUCGGAGGGGUCAUGCUGAAGCUGGUGGAAAAGCUUGAUGUCAAAAAAGACUGGUCUGACCAUGCCCUGUGGUGGGAAAAGAAGAAAACCUGGCUCCUUAAAACUCACUGGACCUUGGACAAGUAUGGGAUACAGGCCGAUGCCAAGCUACAGUUUACUCCCCAGCACAAACUGCUGCGACUCCAGCUCCCGAACAUGAAGUACGUGAAGGUGAAAGUGAACUUCUCGGACAGAGUCUUCAAGGCCGUUUCUGACAUCUGCAAAACCUUCAACAUCAGGCAUCCGGAAGAACUCUCCCUCUUAAGGAAGCCCCGAGAUCCCACCAAGAAGAAAAAGAAAAAACUAGACGACCAGUAUGAAGAUGAGACGCUUGAGCUGGAAGGGCCGCUAAUUACCCCUGGAUCAGGGAGCAUUUACUCAAGCCCAGGACUUUAUAGCAAAACCAUGACGCCAACAUACGAUUCUCAUGACGGAAGCCCUUUGUCGCCGACUUCUGCUUGGUUUGGAGACAGUGUGUUAUCAGAAGGCAAUCCAGGUAUACUUGCUGUCAGCCAGCCAAUCACCUCUCCAGAAAUUCUGGCAAAAAUGUACAAGCCCCAGACGCUUCUGGACAAGGCCAAGAUCAAUCAAGGGUGGCUGUACGACUCUUCACAGGGGCUUAAACAUGGAGCAAGAAGUGAAAAGAGUAGCGAGCCUUAAUUUCUCCGGUUCAAGUAUCACAGCUUCUUUGAUCUGAAUCCCAAGGUACGCAACUGUGCCUGCAACAUAUACAGACAGGGGAAAUGGGGCCCCAUUCUUUUGGAAGAAAUCGAGUGCACAGAAGAGGAGAUGAUGAUGUUUGCAGCUCUGCAGUACCACAUCAAUAAGCUAUCGAUCAUGUCCUCCGAGAAUCACUUGAACAACAGUGACAAAGAGGUGGACGAAGUGGAUGCUGCCCUUUCGGACCUGGAGAUCACUCUGGAAGGUGGAAAGACGUCCACAAUUCUGGGUGACAUCACUUCGAUCCCUGAGCUUGCUGACUACAUUAAAGUGUUCAAGCCAAAGAAACUGACGCUCAAAGGCUACAAGCAAUAUUGGUGCACGUUCAAAGAUACGUCUAUCUCUUGUUACAAGAGUAGAGAAGAAUCCAGUGGGACUCCAGCUCACCAGAUGAACCUGAGAGGCUGCGAGGUGACUCCAGAUGUCAAUAUUUCUGGUCAGAAGUUUAACAUCAAACUUCUCAUCCCUGUUGCCGAGGGCAUGAAUGAGAUUUGGCUCCGUUGCGAUAACGAAAAGCAGUACGCCCACUGGAUGGCAGCUUGCCGCCUCGCCUCCAAGGGCAAGACCAUGGCGGACAGCUCGUACAACUUGGAAGUCCAGAACAUCUUGUCUUUUCUGAAAAUGCAGCAUCUGAACCCAGAUCCCCAGAUCAUUGCCGAACAGGUCACGCUGGACAUCAAUCCGGAAUGUCUAGUUUCUCCAAGAUACCUAAAGAAAUACAAGAACAAGCAGCCAGGCUACAUAAGAGACUUGAUCACGGCUAGGAUCCUAGAGGCCCAUCAGAACGUGGCUCAGAUGAGCCUCAUCGAAGCCAAAAUGAGGUUUAUACAAGCCUGGCAGUCGCUUCCGGAGUUUGGCAUCACACACUUCAUCGCCAGGUUCCAAGGGGGCAAGAAAGAGGAGCUCAUCGGCAUCGCCUACAACCGGCUGAUACGGAUGGACGCCAGCACCAGCGACGCCAUCAAGACGUGGCGGUUUAGCAACAUGAAACAGUGGAACGUGAACUGGGAAAUUAAAAUGGUAAGCCCUGCACUGGCCACAGAAAGCUUCCUGGGUGGGCCAAAGACCAAUGCCCCUGGCGGCCACGCCCUCUUUUUUUGUUCUUAAGCAGUGAUUUUAAAGCAAU